Molecule: messenger RNA, 1458 nt
Organism: Schizosaccharomyces japonicus yFS275
Lineage: Eukaryota; Fungi; Ascomycota; Schizosaccharomycetes; Schizosaccharomycetales; Schizosaccharomycetaceae
Product: aspartate aminotransferase
Exons: 1
Coding region: 96-1325 (409 amino acids)
Biological process (GO): L-aspartate biosynthetic process; amino acid metabolic process
Cellular component (GO): peroxisome; cytosol
Molecular function (GO): transaminase activity; ribosomal large subunit binding; L-aspartate:2-oxoglutarate transaminase activity
Source: RefSeq, a predicted model, not a curated record
CGCUACUUCGCAUAGAUAGGAGGAUAACGCCAGCGAGUGCCGGGCAGUACUUAAGUAGCCCUCUGCCAUUUACCUGUUACUCUGUGUGCGCAAGGAUGUCUAACUUUGGAUUUGACGAAAUUACUGCUGUGGCGCCUGAUGCCAUUUUCAAGCUGAACGGCUUGUACAACCAGGACGCAAGUCCCUACAAGGUAAACAUGAGUAUUGGCGCGUAUCGCGACGACUCUGGCAAACCAUGGAUUCUUCCUGCCGUUCAACGCGCUUCGAAGUUUGUUGAGGAGAGUCCUUCCUUCAAUCACGAAUACCUCCCCAUUGCCGGUCUUCUCAAGUUCACUCGGGGCGCUGCGAACAUUGUUUUUGGUGCCAAGUCGGAUGUGAUUACCCAAAACCACGUGUGCUCGGUACAAACAGUCUCGGGAACCGGUGCAAACGCUUUGGCUGCCGCUUUUAUUAGCAAAUUCUACGUGUCGAAGAAGAAGGCUAGCGUUUACAUCUCUAAUCCCACUUGGCCCGUUCACCGUACACUGUGGGAGAACGUUGGUGUGAAUGUCGAGACAUAUCCCUACUGGAACGCUGAGAAGCGUUCCUUUGACUUUGAGGGCAUGGUGAGCACGCUGAAGAACGCUCCCGAGGGAAGUAUUGUCAUUCUCCAUGCGUGUGCUCACAACCCUACCGGUAUGGACCCUACUCGUGAACAGUGGCAAGCUAUUUUUGAGACUUUGAUCGCCCGUAAGCAUCUCCCUGUGUUCGACAUUGCCUACCAAGGCUUUGCCAGCGGUGAUUUGGAGCGUGACGCUUGGGCUUUGAAUGCUUUCGCUAAGUAUGGCAUUGACUUUUUCGUAUGCCAAUCCUUUGCUAAAAAUAUGGGUCUGUACGGUGAGCGUACAGGUUGUAUGCACUACGUAUCUAAGGACGAGGCCACGAAGGAUGCCGUCUUCUCUCGUCUCAGCUUCUUGCAACGUAACACCAUUUCCAACCCUCCUGCUUAUGGUGCUCGUAUUGCUGCUGAGAUUAUGAACGAUGAUGCCCUGUACGAAGAGUGGCAGCGCGACCUUAAGACUAUGUCUUCACGUAUCAUCGAAAUGCGCAAGCGUCUUCGUGACGCUCUUGAGAAGCUUGGCACUCCCGGUACUUGGUCUCAUAUUACUGAACAAAUCGGUAUGUUCUCUUUCACCGGUCUUACUCCUGCUCAGGUCCAAUUUUGCCAAGAAAAGUAUCAUCUGUACUUCAGCGCCAAUGGAAGAAUCUCCAUGGCCGGACUCAACACUUCUAACGUUGAGUACGUCGCUAAGGCUUUUGAUCACGCUGUUCGCGAAGUUCAGUAAAAAGUGUGAUUAAAGGCGAUUGACAAAGAAGGCCAGCAAAUGCGGCCAACUAAAGUUUUGUUUUUUUGUGUAGGAUCACACACACCUUGCGAAAGCGAGUUUGAAUAUGAUUGAUAAUGAUGUUUUCACGAUA